CUUCGAGGCGGCGCUGUCCAAGUACGACAGGGGCGGCAAGGGCGGGCUGAGCCUGUGGGAGGUGCUGGCGCUGGUGCGGGGGCAGGCGAACCUUGGGGACGUCAUGGGAGUCAUGGCCAUGACGGGCGAGUGGCUGAUGACGUGGGCCCUACUGCGGGACUCCACCGGUGUGUUGCGGCGGGAGGACAUUCGGGGCAUGUACGACGGUACGGCAUUCUACCGGCUGGCGGAACGUAACGGCUACAAGCGCUACGGACUGCAGAGCGCACGAGCGGCGGCGGUAAAGAAGGGGUACGCUUGAUGAGG
Astrephomene gubernaculifera is the source of this 306-nucleotide messenger RNA. NCBI's taxonomy places the organism in Eukaryota, Viridiplantae, Chlorophyta, Chlorophyceae, Chlamydomonadales, Astrephomenaceae. The record is from the annotation of a GenBank genome assembly.